Athene cunicularia (burrowing owl) is the source of this 4362-nucleotide messenger RNA. RefSeq names its product solute carrier family 7 member 6 (gene SLC7A6). The transcript is spliced from 10 exons. Bases 66 to 1622 code for a protein of 518 amino acids. Gene Ontology annotation, biological process: amino acid transmembrane transport. NCBI's taxonomy places the organism in Eukaryota, Metazoa, Chordata, Aves, Strigiformes, Strigidae. Gene Ontology annotation, molecular function: L-amino acid transmembrane transporter activity. Gene Ontology annotation, cellular component: membrane. The record is from RefSeq and is a predicted model, not a curated record.
ACCUCGCUUAUUUUAUAAGGAGAACAGGUGAUUUGGAGUCGUGGAGAAUUCACAGUGUUUCCACAAUGGGAGAAAGGACAGAUUGUACGAAGUCGCAUAGUUCACUGGCUGAAUACAGCCCUGUCAAUAAAUCAGACGGGACAGAUCCAAGUGACAGCUGUGAAAUGCAGGAUGGAAACCAAAAUACAAUGCAACUGAAGAAAGAAAUAUCUUUGAUAAAUGGGAUAAGCCUUAUAGUAGGCAACAUGAUUGGUUCAGGUAUCUUUGUCUCUCCCAAAGGAGUUCUCAUCUACAGCAAAUCCUAUGGAUUGUCUCUAAUAAUUUGGGCAAUCGGAGGAAUUUUUUCAGUCUUUGGAGCUCUCUGCUAUGCUGAACUUGGAACCACUAUUACGAAGUCAGGAGCCAGCUAUGCAUAUAUCUUGGAGUCUUUUGGGAGCUUCAUUGCUUUUAUUCGUUUGUGGACUUCACUGCUAAUUGUUGAGCCAACUAGUCAGGCAAUUAUUGCCAUCACUUUUGCAAACUACAUAGUUCAACCUUUCUUCCCUUCUUGCGAUCCUCCAUAUUUGGCUUGCCGUCUCAUAGCAGCUGCUUGUGAAUGUCUUCUAACGUUUAUAAAUUGUGCCUAUGUUAAAUGGGGAACACGGGUGCAGGAUAUAUUUACUUAUGCUAAAGUUACUGCUCUUAUUGUCAUAAUCAUAACCGGACUUGUUAAAAUAUGCCAGGGACAUACAUCGCAUUUUGAGAACUCUUUUGAGGGAUCCUCUUUUGAUAUUGGAGACAUUUCCCUCGCACUCUAUUCUGCCUUGUUCUCUUACUCUGGUUGGGAUACACUCAAUUUUGUAACAGAAGAGAUCAAAAACCCAGAAAGGAACUUGCCACUGGCUAUUGCAGUGUCUAUGCCAAUUGUGACUGUUAUAUAUAUUAUGACCAAUAUAGCUUACUAUACAGUGCUGGAUGUUGAAGCUGUUCUUUCUAGUGAUGCUGUGGCAGUGACAUUUGCUGACCAGGUAUUUGGUAUCUUCAGCUGGACGAUUCCCAUUGCUGUAGCCUUUUCUUGUUUUGGUGGACUUAAUGCAUCAAUUCUAGCAUCAUCGAGGCUAUUUUUUGUAGGAUCUCGAGAAGGUCACCUUCCUGAUCUGUUAUCUAUGAUCCACAUAGGGAGGUUCACACCUGUUCCAGCACUGCUCUUCAAUUGUGUUAUGACCCUUAUUUACCUGGCUGUGGAAGAUGUCUUCAAGCUUAUUAAUUACUUCAGUUUCAGUUACUGGUUUUUUGUUGGUCUGUCUAUUGCUGGGCAAUUAUAUCUACGUUGGAAGGAACCAGAUAGACCCAGGCCUCUUAAGCUGAGUGUGGCUUUCCCAAUAAUAUUUUGUAUAUGCACAGUAUUCCUGGUGGUCGUGCCACUCUAUAGUGACACUAUAAAUUCAUUGAUUGGAAUUGCCAUUGCUUUAUCUGGAAUUCCAGUCUUUUUCUUGGGAGUCUAUUUACCUGCAUCAAGGAGACCACAGUUUAUCAACAAGAUUUUAGGUGCAGUUACACGAAACAUGCAGCUGCUCUGUUACUGUGUUUUAACAGAGAUGGACACAAAUGAAGGAAAGCAGUUAGAAAUCAAAUCCAAGUAAAAUUUCAAAGCCCUAACAAGAAACAGGAGGGAGGAUAAAGCAAUGAUGACAACAAAAGGGAAGAGAUGGAACUGAAAAAACCACAAAAACUGUUUCCAGUGGUCUUUAAGAAGCACUGAAAAUGUACUUGCUUGCAGUUGGAUUCCCACAGAUUGUGCCCUUGCACCACCCUCCUAAACUGUGGCAUAUUUUCAGGGCAUGUUUUCAACGGAUAAUGAUUACCUGCUCAUUUCAGGCACACAAGCUGUGUGUCAAUACUGUUCCUUCUUCAGAAUUGGUAUUAAAAUGGUAAGAGCUAAUGGAUCAAAUUAGAUUUCUUCAGAACCAAACAGUGAAGUAAUGCAUUUUUAAGUUAGACUGAAAACAACUCUGUCUCAAAAGACCAAAAGUCAUUUCCAGCUUAAUUCUGAUGGAUGUUUGCAUGAAAUGAUUUGCUGUGCUAUCUCAGUUCUUAUCCCAGAAGACAACUGGUUACAACAAACUACCUGAUUUGUCAUUAUUAUCAGAAAAAUGAAUAAAGUUGUGCUACAUUAUUUAAAGACUGAACCAACCUUUCUCCCUUAAAGAUAAGUAUUCCGUAUGCUAUGUGGAAGUGUGGUAUCUGACUGUGGCAAAGAUUUAAUCAACAAAGCACCUCAGCACUGAAGAUUCGAUUAACAUUUGAUGAUUCUUUACUGUUAGCUUUUUAGUACUUGGUCAAAUUCUGAUAGGCUUUAUGAAACUUCCAAAAUUAAAAUGUUCUGUUUGAAACUUGUAAGCAGUUGUUUCUGAACUGUUUCAGUCAACACACAUUAGCAGUAUUACCUCAGUAGUCAGAAAAUGCCCUUUCUAAAUUACAGUGCUGUUCACUAGAAAAUGACCAUCCGAAAUAUCACAGAACAAACCACUUACCUUUUUUAAUUCUAUAGCAGUAGUUCACUUCUGUGGCAGCAACUAUACCUUGAAAGCUAAGGAGCAGGGAGAAAAAACAGGACUAAGAAAUUAAAAGUAAUAUUGCAAUAACAACUGAUGGUAAUUAAUAGUAUUUAUAAUUCCAAAGCUGUAAGCCUAAUCAUCAGGACACUUUGAUACUGAAUUUUGGUGCAGCAAAAGGUAACAUGACACCAGCCCGUUUAGCUAGCAGAGUGAGAUAAACUUCAAAAACAUACCUGAAAUUUUUCUUAGUUCAGAGUGUUUACCUCAGGUGACCUGAGUUUGUCCACAUGUGCAGUUUUUUUGUGCAUGUAAAUUUAACUAAAUCUUGUAAUUGCAGUAUUGUGGGUGAAGCAAUGCACACUUCAGACAGUGCACCACAUUUGCAUCAGCUACUUGGAUAAUAGUGAAAAUAUUUAGAUACUUGCAUUAACUCCCUGACCAAGGCUAUCUUAAACAAAAAGCUACAGAUACUUUUAAGUGGUAGUAGAUGGUGAAGACUAAUAUAAAAUGGAGUCUUGGGCUACCUUUAUGCAGCAACACUGGGGUUAAAAUAAUUAAAUUCUAGCUGAGGAACUUUGUGCACAGCUGGCACAAACAUGUAGGGUCUUAAAUGCUAAUUUUCAUUAAACUAUUACAAUAUAGCUUUUUGAUCUUGCAUAGGAUCUAGUAGGCUCUCUGUAUCUCUGAGAUGUUGUUCAGUCUAGCUUUAACAGGCUAGGGUUGUGCCACUGGUUAACAGCCCUAUUAACCUUUCUGUGAAACCAAGGAAAAAAAUAUUUUGCCUCCACUACCUUGACAUCACCAGCCAGAGUUGACCUACAGUCAGUGCUGCAACCUGCUGCUUCUGAAUGACAUUGAUCUAACAUCACAUUAGCUAUUUUUUACAGACUCAAGGAGGAAAGUGCUGCAAUACUCUGUGUGUCCAAACAGGUAAGAUUAAAUUGUUCAGAGAUGGAUGAAUGCAAGAUAAAAUACUGACGUGGCUUCAGCUGUACCAACUCCUAUGAUCUUUAAAUGAGUAAAGAAAACCUAGUCAAAAAUUCUUUAUUUACAGUUUAAAUACAUCUAUAUUGUUCUGCUCCAGUAGUAGAAUUACUGGAGAGAGAUCCAGCAAUGAAACAGACAGGUCAAGGCAUUUCUUAUGCUCAAACACAUGUAAAGAAAGUAACUUGAAACAGUAACAAGUACAGUAGAAAGCAGCAGAACAGAGUACCUUUUCCUACAACUUGCACUUGCCCUCACAGCAGACAUGUUGAUCUUUUUAUGCAACCUGACAGUUUAGUCAUGACCAGAAGGACAGCUGCCAGCAGUACCUCCAUAUGUAAUGUGGAGGUAAUUUUGGUACAGGUAUAAAUGCCUGGGCAUGCAGCUUGGCAGGUUCCUUCAGAAUGUCAGCAUCACAAAAUUUUAAAGUAUGCAGUAACUUUUGCUUGGAAUGAAAAUUUGUCAAGUGGCCAUAUUCACAUCCAUCUGUUUAACAUCUACCAGCUGAAAUUGUCUGCUCAGAUAAGUAAAAGGUUUUAGCAUUUACUGGAAUCCCAAUCUAGUCUCUAAUAAUUAAGCCUAGUCAGUAAGCAUUAGGAUGAACCAUGCUAGUCACCAACAGUUCCAGAAGGCAGUUCAGGGAAAAAUUUAACUUAAAGUUCAUCCACAUGAAGACCAGGACAGUAGGAAAUGAAUGAGCACAACUUUUACCAGGAAGUUGUUUUCCGGGGGGCUUUUUUUGGGGUGGGGUGUGUUUUUUAGUCAAUGUUCUUACGAACAGCCCUCAGCAGCUGUGUGGAUUUUCAUUCAGUUCUACUCCAACAGUAGCAUUUCAUCUUCA